AUAAAAUAUUCUUCAGAUUAAUAGAAAAAGUCCUUCUGACGAACCAUGAGAAGAAUAAGAUGCCACGAUUGGGUCACGAUGGCAUUUUGUAUGGGUUUCCUAAUGACUGUUCUACACGCUAGCCCUUGUGAAAUAAAUAACGAGGGGACAGCAAACUGCAAUGGGAGGAAACUUCUGAAUAUCCCGAAAGAUCUUCCUGCCAAUUUGACAAGUUUGGAUUUGUCACACAAUUGGGUGAAUGUGUCUGAUCCAGAUAACUGCAGACAACUGCAGGCAUUUAAAAUCCUGAUCUUCCUCAACCUUUCAAAUAAUCACAUCCCAACUCUUAACCGUGGGAUCUUCACGGACAUGAAGACUCUAAAAUUGUUGGAUCUGAGUCACAACAAUAUGGCUUCACUCCACCCUGGUGCCUUCCAAGGUCUUUCUAGUUUACACAUCCUGAUUCUGAGAAAUAACAGGAUAAAAAACGUAACUCCUGAGCUUCUGAAUGGUAUGCAGAAACUUAUGACACUGGACCUAGCAAACAACAGACUGACCACAGUGACAACCCAGUUGUUACAGAAAUUCAGUGCACUGCAAGAAGUUCAACUGAAGGGAAAUCCCUGGGUAUGUGAUUGCUCACUGUACCCACUGCAGCAAUGGCUGAUGACUCGAAAUGAUUCCAUGGAAGACAUACAGUGUGGCCACCCUCCUGAUCUCCCGGGUAGGACCAUACUGACAAUGUUGUGUCCAAUAACUGGUGCAAGAAUGAUCAGAGGAAUCCGAAUUCCUCGUAAUACAAACAAUUCGACGUCUACAGCUCCAUAUGUCUCCAUUGCGACAUCACCGUCACCACCAACAAAAAGUGCAAAUACCUUGCGAGUUCUGCUUGGGGUCCUGGUCACUGCUAUAUUACUCUCUGUGCUGAUAGCAAUUGCUGCAAAAUGUAAACUCUUUCACAAAUACCUCGCCAGCUACAGCCACCAACUGCUGCCAGAGCAAGACAACUGCUCAGCUAUUGUGACCAUUAGCAACAGUGGAGAAAGACAGACAAUUGGGGCUCAGGUGAUGUUUCCACCUCCAGGGCUCGAUGAGGAUGAUGGUUACAUUGAGGACAAUUACAUUCAGACCGAGGUAAGGGAAGAGGAAGAUGAUGAUGAGCUACACGUUGCCAUCUAACGGGAGAAAAUGAACAAGGAACAGAUCCACGUUUCCCUCACCCAGAUAAUAAAGGCUCGACACUCUUGCAGAAUAUCCAGCUCUUCAGGAUUUUUAAAAAAACGCACAAAAUCAUAGAAUCAAUUUGAAGAAAAUUCAAAUUUUAUUUCUGUCUUUAAAAACGAUCUAUUCAAUUUUCUUCGGAGGUCAAUGCUUCUUGUUUGAUGUAAUUUGAAAUCUGCUGAAACAUUUUCCUGCAGUUGUACUUUUCUUAUCAAACCUUGAUACAUUCUCACAUCUAGGUAACGUCCCUCCAUACAGUAUGUCACCCUUAUUUGCCUUCACAAUAAAGCUCAAUGGAAGGAAAUGACUGGGGAAAAUUGCUUUGAGUGGGGGAAAAAAAAAAGGAAGAAUAUGUUCAGUUUAACUUCAAGCCUCAAAAUGGAUGCUCUGGAAAUGAAAGAGGACAUGCGGGUCACCAGUAGGAUAUCCUACUGCUGACUGGAAACCAGCCUGCCAGAUUGUGAGGUCUUACAGGCAACUUACAAAGGGUCGUGGCUUGAACCUGAGAGUUUGCGAGGAAACAUGAACAUGGAGGGAGAGGGUGGGGGUUGUGGGGGGGGGGAUGUGGGCGCUUAUGUGUCUCAAAAAAAAAUCAUAGCUCGAGGAAAGAACUCACAACAUAGCUCAAUGUGUAUGUACAAGACUGACCUUGCAGCAUAGGGAGGGAAGCAGAGGGGAAAGAGGGAAUCUCAGAUCUAAGUAAUGUCCCCGCUAUAAUUAAUGACCACCCCAUUAGCAGUGGACAACAGUGGGUUCCAGAAAACUGCUCAUUGAGUAAUGUUGAGAGGAAAUGACCUGGAUCACAAAGGCUGCUUCAAAAUUAGUUCUUCAUAUCCUAUGUAAUUGCUUUGCGUACAAUAUCCCAUAUAUUAUAUAUUUUGAUCUUUCGUAGAGAGACACUGACAAAUAAUGUCACAUCCAAAGUUACUGCUAAAUAAUGACACUAAACAUUUGGGUUUAAAGGCCACUUAAUAGCAUAAGAUCACAUUAGUUUGGCAAUGGAACAUUGUAAAAUGUGAAUCAAGACUGCUGUAACAAAGAAAUGUUGUUGUACCUUAAAUAUAUUGUGCGGGACCAGAUUGAGUGUGUAUAUUCAUCCACAGUGCUUUCAUUAGAAAGAUCUGAAUAAAUCAAGAUAUUUUAUAGAAACAAUUAUAGUGCUAUACAAAUGGCUAUAGGAUCACAAUGUUCGAUGUACUUUAAGAAUUUUAUCCAAUUGAUUUGUUUUUUUGAUUCUUGAAAUUAAACUUUACGGAAACAGU
Molecule: messenger RNA, 2462 nt
Organism: Callorhinchus milii (elephant shark)
Lineage: Eukaryota; Metazoa; Chordata; Chondrichthyes; Chimaeriformes; Callorhinchidae
Gene: cunh1orf210
Product: chromosome unknown C1orf210 homolog
Molecular function (GO): protein binding
Source: RefSeq, marked provisional